ACCACCCCAUCAGCUUCGUCUUUUUAAUCACAGCACUGCUGUUACAUUCGCUUUUCCCCCAGGUGGAAUACACUGCCCUCUUUCGGCUACAUUCUCUUUUCUUGUAGACCAUCAUUCGUUUCGGUCUCUUGAAACUUUUACCUUACCAUUGACAUUCUUUACGUCUUGCCUUGAUAUCUACAUUGUUUGUAGACUACACGACUACGUAUUACUACUAUUAUUCUCUAUCCUACAUUUCACAAUGAAGGCUACCUACGCUCUUUUGGUCACUGGACUGGCCUCUCAGCAGGUCGCUGCCACUUGGAACUUCUUUGACAACUAUGGCACACCCAACUACAGCAACAACAAGUGUAGCGAGAAGCAAGAGGGUGGCUUCGACUGGUCUGACCUCAACGACGGCGACUCGGUUGGUAACUACGGAGAUUUUGACUUUUCUGGAGGCUGGAAAUGCGCAAACUCUUUUGGCAAGCUUGACUUGUUGACCAAGAGGACUUUUGGCAACAAGUGCAUCAAGAACAAGGUCGGCAAGAAGCAGCCUGCUUCAUUCGGCUGCAACAAGCGUGGUUUCUCCAUCAGCCACAUGGACAUUUCCUCUGAAUUUGAUGCUGAACUCGAGCUCCACUACACCAUGCAGGACGGAUCUAUUUGCAAGCAGCGCGGCAGCUGCUCAGCUGGUGGAUCGACCCUUAAGAACACCCAGUGCGGUGGCGCCAAAUCCGUCGACAUCUACCUUGGUUCUCACCACAAGGGCGACCAGGACUCGUGUGAGAUUGGCUUCCACAACAUUGGCUUUGACUGCAGCCCUGAGACUCCUUACACUACGCCCACCCCACCCGAGGUUCCUUCCACCACCAGCCCAGCCGAGUAUCCCACUUCUACUGCCGAGUCAACUCCCACCCCAGUCCCCAGCACUACUCCUGCCGAGGAGUGUGGACAGUACGGUGGUGAGGGAUGCGGCACUACGUCGGUUCAGAGGCCUACUGGUGGAGUUUGCGAAGGCGAUAACUGCUAUCCUGCUUCCACUCCUGAGGCUUCCACCUCACCCAGCGAGACUCCCACUCCCUCGGCUGACUGCGGACAAUACGGUGGCGAGGGAUGCAACACCCCCACCGAGACUCCUACUCCUGAAGUUCCCACAUCGGAAACUCUUGUAGAGACCCCCACUGAGACUCCUACCGAGACCCCUGUAGAGACCCCUGUAGAGACCCCUAGUGAGACUCCCUCAGAGACUCCCGUAGAGACUCCCUCAGAGACUCCCAUAGAGACUCCCUCAGAGACUCCAGUUGAGACUCCAGUUGAGACUCCUACCCCAGAUGUUCCUACUUCCCAGGUUCCCGCUUCUUCGCCUGCUCCUUACACCAACACCUCUGCCCCUGCAUACACUCCUCCCACUGAGGUUCCUUCUUCAGUUGUUGAGAGUACCACUGCUACUCCACCGGUCGAGAGCUCUGCCACUCCUGAAUGCGGUUACGGCCAGUCUUGCGAAGAGUCUUCUGCUAUCGUCACUUCUGCCGUCCCUAGCAGCACUGCCACUCCUCUCCCUGCCACCAGCUCUGAGGCUCCCAAACCAUCGAGCCCCAGCUACCCUCCUGUGGACAUUACCGACUCAGUCCCCAAGUGCAUGAACUCGUGGCUCCAGAUCUCUGCUCCUGGCUGCAAGGACAACACCGACGCCAAGUGCUACUGUGUCAAGCCCGAGUUCACCAAGAAUGUCAUCGAUUGCCUUACUGCUCGCUGCGGAAACGACGACGAUACCCGCAAGGCGCUCCAGUACUUCAUUGGUAUCUGCGCUGAGCACAUCCCCGAGAACCCCAAGAUUGUCGGUGACUGCCCUUCGUACAUUCCCUUGAACCCUACCCCAUCUCCUCCUGCUGUUCCCACUGGUGGCGCCUCCGCUCCUGUCCCUGGCAGCUCUGUCCCUGCUGCCGCUGAGAGCAGCUCUGUCGCUGUUCCUCCUACUGGUGGAGAGGGCACUCCCGCUCCUUCGGUCCCAGCUGAGACUCCCGCUCCUUCAGCCCCCGCUCAAUAUCCUGCUCCUUCAGCACCUGCCGAAGUUCCUGCUCCCUCAGCUCCCGCAGAGUAUCCCGCUCCUUCAGUCCCCGCUGGAACUCCCGCCCUCACUCCCAUCGCCAGCACCGCUCCCCCCGCUGAGCAAACCCCUUGCACCACCAUCACCUACGGCACAACCACCCUCACUGUGCCCCAGGUUCACUUCACCACCGAGCCCAGCACUCCCGGCUCCACCCCCAAGCAGCCUGUCGCUCUCGUCCCCGGCACUGCGCCCCCACAGACUCCCGCUACUACCACUCCAGCCGGCGGCGCCGUCCCUCCUCCUUACCCCACUGCCACUACCCUGGGCACUGCCACCGUCCCCAUUGCCUCUGGCACUGGCGGCGUGCGUCCCUCUUCGCCCGCUGAAUUCACCGGCGCUGCAUCUCCGUUCAGCGUGGUACCUCACAGCGCGCUCCUUGGUGCGCUUCUCGCCUUUUUCGCUUUGUAGAAAAAAGCCAAUAUUGUAAUGUGUGGUCGUUUUUCACAACCCCAAAAUCUUUCUCUUAUGUAUAGUUGGCUUUUCAUGUGGAAUAUAUAUCAUGUGUAGGAUGAAAUGGGCGUGAUGUUGGAUGUAUCUUUGUAAUAUCAGGGCGUUCUUAUUAGGGAACUGGAUAUCAGUAGAAAUAUGAAUAUGCUAUGAACGUAUUGUCUUGUCUUGAUUUCAGAAUGUGUAUAUGCUUGAAGGGAUGAUGUUAUUCUUUUGCUUGGUGUGCUAGCUUAAUUUGGCAUUCAAUCUGAAGGGGGUCAAUGUAAAAUGGAGAUGAUUGCCCGA
Molecule: messenger RNA, 2824 nt
Organism: Bipolaris sorokiniana ND90Pr
Lineage: Eukaryota; Fungi; Ascomycota; Dothideomycetes; Pleosporales; Pleosporaceae
Exons: 1
Coding region: 242-2500 (752 amino acids)
Source: RefSeq, a predicted model, not a curated record